AUGGCAGAAGAAGACGAGGUAUUAAUCGAAGUCGAAGCUGCAGAAUCGGUUUAUGGCGACGAUUGCGUAGUUCUCGCACAGUACCCUCCUCAUCUCCACCUUCUAAUCAAGCCUCGAACCGCAGAUGUUUCCUCUCAACAGCUAGUUGUACAAGGUCUUAUGUACAUGUUUGAAUUCUUAAUUUUUAGCUAUGUGAUGAUUUCGUGUCAAUUAGAUGAUAGAGCUGGAGAUGAACAAAGGCAAAAGCAUCUCAUAACCAGUAUCCAUGAAAAAGCAUGUGAACUCUCUUCAAACUCAAUGCUUGUAGCACUUUGCGAGGAAGCAGUUGAGAAGCUCACUAGCAUGAAUCACCCUGAUGGAGAUUGUCCCUUGUGUUUAUCUCCUUUGGUUGUUAAUGAAGAGGGUGCUUUGGAUAAUUCUCUACCUUUUAUGAAAUUAAUGUCUUGUUUCCAUUGCUUCCAUUGUGAGUGCAUUAUCAGGUGGUGGAAUUGGCUCCAAAUGCAUCAAGAAGUUGAUCAUCAUGCUAAUUCAUCUACACAUGCACACCAGAUUAAAACUCAACCAGAAAUAAAAAAAAACAUGGAAGAUCGAAUGGGAAUCUGCCCUGUAUGUCGAAAAGUUUUCCAUGCCAAAGACAUUGAACAUGUGCUCAACUUAGUGGGGACUUACUCUCAAUUGAAUCUCGAUGACACCGAAGAUACAAAAAACGAUACGAUUCUUAAUUCGGAUUCAGAAAACACAAAGCGAGAAAAGUUCGAGGCUACAAUGAAGCUCCAACAGGAGAACAAUGGCUUAAUCGAGCAAAAAAAGACUGAAGUUCUCAUGCCCGGAAUGUUUCUCCCCCGCCCCACCCCCACCACCACCACCACCGCCGCCGCCGCCGGAGAACAGGCGGUGAAAUCUGAGACGGAUACUGGUGUUCCGGUGAAUAAGCCGAGUGGUAGUCACCGGAGAAGCUCAGGGCCCAGAAGCAAGUAUAGAGGAAGGAAUUCAAGAACUCAAGUUAAUAAUAAUAGACAAUGGGUUGUUAAAGAUAAUGGAAAUGUUUAG
Messenger RNA from Lactuca saligna, 1050 nucleotides. The record is from the annotation of a GenBank genome assembly. Lineage: Eukaryota; Viridiplantae; Streptophyta; Magnoliopsida; Asterales; Asteraceae.